Messenger RNA from Wyeomyia smithii (pitcher-plant mosquito), 1730 nucleotides. It is a transcript of the gene PolD2, whose product is annotated as DNA polymerase delta subunit 2. Gene Ontology annotation, biological process: DNA replication; DNA strand elongation involved in DNA replication. Gene Ontology annotation, cellular component: delta DNA polymerase complex. The coding region runs from base 87 to 1454 and encodes 455 amino acids. Gene Ontology annotation, molecular function: DNA binding. Lineage: Eukaryota; Metazoa; Arthropoda; Insecta; Diptera; Culicidae. The record is from RefSeq and is a predicted model, not a curated record. The transcript is spliced from 4 exons.
UGUAUUUAUGUUUAUGGUUGGUGUCUGUAAAGUCUGCAAGUACUUGGGGAAAAUACGGUUUACUAUCGCGCUAACUUAAUAUCACAAUGUUGUUUCCAGAGGACACUCAUUUCAAAGAACCACACCUUAAUGGUGAUUUUAAAAGACUGCAGGUUUCAUACGUGUAUCGAGCAGACAAAUUUCAUUUCAAGUACAAUGACUUUAGUAAACAGUUUGCUUAUAUUUACGCUUCUCGUUUGGAGAAGAUAGCCGAAUUGAUGAAAGAUCGAAUUAAGGAGAAAUGGGGAGACAAGUACCCUGUAAAACAACUGGCAGAUCUUAAGGAGGAAAGUCAAGAACAGUGCAUUAUCAUCGGGACGUUAUUCAAGCACCAGGAACUUAAACCCAGCAUUCUGAAGGAGAUAUCGGAAGAGAACCAGCUGGUCCCACAACCACCAAGAUCUCAUUACAGCGAUGAUUCAGACAUUCUAAUUUUGGAGGACGCGCUUCAACGCAUUCGAUUGACCGGGAAGCUGAAUGUGCACACCACAGUAACCGGUAUCGUUUGUGCUGUUUUAGGUUACGAGGAUUGUGACGGACGUUUUCAGGUAGACGAUUACAUAUUUUACGAGUGUGGACCGCAGAAACCGUUGAAGACACUAGAAUGUUCACCACUGGUUGUGUUGAUCUCUGGGUUAAAUCAGAGUUCUCCGAAUGACCACUCAUUGCCAUUGGAGCUACUACAGCAAUGGAUUUUUGGUAAUCUUGAAGGUUUUGGCCAAACUUGCGAUUGGGAGGCUGCAAGUAUCGUACGGGUGAUCAUUGCUGGAAAUUCAAUCAAAGCAACGGUGAAGCCGAAAAAUAACCUUCAUAAUCGUUCUACUUUCGAAUCGAAUGAUCUGGUUAACGCAGUUCAAGCAGUGGAUUUCUUCAUGUACAAUCUGUCACAAUCGGUCAAUGUUGAUUUAAUGCCAGGGGAGUUCGAUCCGGCUAAUCAUAUGCUACCGCAGCAACCAAUGCAUCACUGCAUGUUUCCGAAAACAGCACCAUUUCAAACUUUCCGAGGUGUUCCAAAUCCAUACGCGUGCGAGAUUGCGAAUCGUUUCAUCCUCGGUACGUCUGGACAAAAUGUGCUUGAUAUUACCCGGUACUCCAAAAUUGAGGAUCCAUUAGAGGCGCUGAAAUGGACUUUAGUUUGGAGCCACUUGGCACCAACUGCCCCCGAUACCUUGCCUUGCUAUCCCUACUAUCAGCAGGAUCCGUUUAUAAUUGAUGAAUGUCCACACGUGUACUUUGCUGGAAAUACAGAUGUGUUUCGUACGGAUGUAUGGCAGGGUUCUAACGGGAGGAGUACAAGGCUAAUCUGUGUCCCUUCUUUUGCUAAAACUUGCACAGUUGCCGUGGUGAAUCUAAGGACACUUGAAUGCGAACCAAUCUGUUUCAAGGUUGAUGACUUUGAUCAAGUUGAAGAAUAGUUUUGAGUGUGCCAAUUCUGGUAGAUUUUGGAUUACCAAUUACUUUUCUAUUAUACACGUUGCGAUUCAUUUGUUUCAAGACUACUUCUGUUCAUUAUUUUUUCGGUUACUCUCAUAGUCUUUACCCAUCGAAACGAAUAUUACAGUCACUUGGGAGACUGGCUAUUGCUUAUGGGCAAUUAAUGUUAUUAGUCGCUGGGUGAUUCAGAAUUACUAUUGUACUAUAUUACAAGUAUUUUGAAGAAUAGAAUAAAGAUUGUACAAUGUUUUUCCGAA